AUGACAGUCACAACGUUCCAGUCCCAAGCCAUGGCUGAGACUACCAAGCGUCUUCUUGCACAACUGGCCAACGAAGGACUUGUGAACGUUCACUUACUGCCACCACCUCCUCAAUCUCAGACAUGGUCAUGUGUUUUGACUACAGAAGGCAGCAACACGACACGACGAGCACAAGUGGACCUAUCUUCUUUCUCAACUCCUCUCAGUUGUCAUCACUGGCGACCGAAUGAUUUCCAACUCCCCGUCCUCUUGGAUGGUGCAGACCAUGAAGUUCAACAAAUUGAUCCUGGAGCUGUGUUUGAAUUCUUCGCACCAGGGUUUGCGUGUGAUGAGUCAACAAAGGACGCAAUUACUCGCGAACUGCGCAACAGCGCUUCUAUGUCUACGGUCUUGAACUACUUCCCAGAAGCAAAACAUGUCAAGUCUGUCCCGGGUGCUGCAAAGGCGCAUGCUGCUAUCCGAACAGUCUCUAUUACUGGUUAUGAACUUGACGUGAAAUUCUCUCUUGCGUGUCAGAUUACCUCCGCGCUACGAGUUCUGCCGUGUUGGUCUGCGGCUGCAGCACCGGAUAUGACUGCUUUAAUGAAGAAGAUUCUUCCGGAGGACCUAUGGCUGUUUGGAGAGGUGGCUGCUGUGACUGGAAGUCAGGAAGACAAGAGUGAAGCCCGCCACUUGACAUGUAUUCUUAGGGAGAACCUGCUGGCAAAGGCGCAAGAAAAUGACGAAACACUGGUAUUGGUCUCGGCACUAAUGGAAAGACCACUAGGUAGGCAACAGACCUAUAUCAAAUGCCUCUUUCGCCUUGGGUUGGAUCCAUUACUGCGUUAUAGCGUUGGAUGCGAGCUCCAUGCCCAGAAUACCGUCGCUCGAAUUUGCCGCAAGUCGAAGGCGAUCAAAGGAUUUGCAAUUCGAGACUUAGCCGGAGUGAAACUCCAUGGGCCGACGCUGAAAAAGCAGGGAUUUGAUGUAGAUGUUGCCGGGCUCUGCACAGAAAACCUCGAUCAAGUGUGGAACAGGGUUCAUCAUGCCCUUCUGCAGAACAACGUCGGCUACAUGCUAUAUGCGCUCGGCCUGGAAGGUGCAGAAGACGGAUGGGCCAUCGUGCGGUCGACGCUCUCCGAAGUCCUCGAGACGGGCCGGGGCCCCAUCGGAAAGGAGAUGUAUCGCUACUUUACGAAAGAUACGAUGCCAUUCAAAUGCUUCUUGAAAAUGAGAAUGAGUGCCUCAUUCAAAAGCUCAAUGGCGAUCGUUGAAAAAGAGGUACCUAGUGUUCUCGCCAAAAAGUCCCCGUGGUUGCUUCAAAUCUCCUUGAGUGGCACCCAGGAUCCGCAACACCCCGUCCUACCGGAACAGGUUCAUGCAGAAACUCGCAUUCGUGAAAGCGAGGCACUGCAAAAGAGACUGGCGGAUUUUGUUGGUCCGUAUGGUGCACUUCCCGGGGCCGCGAAAAGACUUAAUCCCCACCCAGCACUCCUGCCGUGGCAGUUUGUAAAGGAGUUGGAGACCUUUAAUGAAGCCUUGGCCAUAGCUCUGAAUAACAUCGUCGAAAGAUGGUGGAGAGACAAGGAGGCUGAUCUACCGAGUCGAAUGCCAUUGGAAGCCCAUGUCGAGGAGCUCUUGCAGUGGGUAGACAAGGCGACUGCAGAUGGUAUCAUGCCACGCUUCCAAGGCCACCAGGGCAAUCUGCGACCAGAUAUCUUGCUCCCAGUGACGGACCGUGAAAUCCCAGAAUUUCGCGUCUGUGAAAUAAACGGCCGGUUUCCGAUCAGUUUUCUCCACUACGUCGCAACCGCCUAUGAGGCACUAGCCGGCAGCACAUGGAAUACUCCCUCGAUCGAACCAGCCACCAAGUACAAUGUACUUCAAGAGAGCCUGUUUGACUUGUUCGACUCGGAUGGCCCCAUUCACUUUGUCAAGGAAAGUCAAACUUUCCCGUCCGACAGCCCUCUAUUUGGCUUUAUCGAAGAGCGAACUGGGUGGAGGCCGAGAACCGUCAGGCCUGGCGAUCUUCGUCUGGUGCCCAGUGCAACCAGCCAAACCGGAUUUAUCUUAUGCUGUGUCUGGGGUGCGGAUCCCACGGUCAAAACUCCCCCUGACUCCCUGCUGGAAGUAGAUGGUGAGGUGUUGGAACCUGUGCACAUGGUGGGCCUUCAGCUCUACGACUUUGAGCUCUUCUCUCUAUCCCCCGGGAUGGUGCGACACAUCGCUGGGUGCUGCAUAAAUGACCCCCGGAGCGUGUUCCUCGCCCAUGAUAAACGCAUAUUAGGCAUUAUCCUCCAGGAGUUAGACAGCCUCGUGGAUACGCAACGGGCAUUGUCUCCUGCACAGGCGCAGACCCUUCGCGAACAUAUCAUCCCUACCAUCCUCCCCAAAACAGCUGAUUUCAGAGACCUGCUCUAUCGCACCCAGACCAACCCCGAAAUCAAAGACCAGUACAUAUUGAAACCCGCCCGGGACGCUCGCGGAGCCGGGAUCCUGCUAGGAAGAAAUCUUUCCACCGAGAAAUGGCAGUCGACUCUAACCUCCAUGGAUAGCCAAAAUACCCAUUCGUUGACGACCCAAUAUGUGCUGCAGCCAAUGCUGAACUUACGGUCGUUUGAGUGGUACUGGGAUGAAGGGCGCCAAAUUCGCAAGAGUCGCAGUGUAGGCACAUACUAUUCUGUGAACGGGCGUUUUGUAGGAUUGGGGAUGUUCAGAACAGGACCAGUCUCGGAGGACGUGAUUUCUGCUUCUACGAAGGAUUCGACGUCUGUUUUAGCCGUGGUCGCCCUUAAUAGUUAA
Molecule: messenger RNA, 2781 nt
Organism: Penicillium mononematosum
Lineage: Eukaryota; Fungi; Ascomycota; Eurotiomycetes; Eurotiales; Aspergillaceae
Exons: 4
Coding region: 1-2781 (926 amino acids)
Biological process (GO): siderophore biosynthetic process
Source: RefSeq, a predicted model, not a curated record